AUGGCACUGGUGAUUGAGGCAGCCAAAUUUCUACGCAUGAGGGUCUAUCACUGUGGCGUGUCCAAGUCAUGCGCAUCGGACAACCUUAGACAAACCAUUGAGACAGCGCACACGGAUCUUGGUCUCUACCGUGCGCGCAGCCAGACCACAGUGCCUUGCAUGGGCAGUCAUGAGACACAGGAACAGGAGUUCCUCCGCCCUCACCACGGCGCCCUUUGGCUCGUCGUCGUCGUUGCCGCCAAUGGUCGCACCGCAGCAGGCCGUUUAACUCAUGCUGACGGCCUCUCCUGGCUGGAGGGUACCCAAUAA
Molecule: messenger RNA, 309 nt
Organism: Purpureocillium takamizusanense
Lineage: Eukaryota; Fungi; Ascomycota; Sordariomycetes; Hypocreales; Ophiocordycipitaceae
Exons: 1
Coding region: 1-309 (102 amino acids)
Source: RefSeq, a predicted model, not a curated record